AGUCUGAGGGACCUUGUACAUCAAUAAGAUAGUAAUUCAGAGAGAUUAUAGCAGUAGAAGAACCUGAACCAGAUACCAAGACAAAUAAUGCAGUUAUUGAUAGCAUUUUUUGCUAUAAUGAUCGCUCUAACGGGUGCAGUCCUGUUGGACGAUGCGUUUGUUCGAGAUUGGACAAAGCAUUGGUCUGGAUUGCCAGUGGACUUUACUGUGAUCAAUAGUAAAUCUAUAGUGGCAAUUUCUGAUAGAUCUCAAUUGUUCAAUAUUGACAUCAGUGGGAAUGACACUACCCAGAAUGCUCCAUUGAACUGGAAGGUUGACUUGCGUCCCUUUGGCUCAAAUCAAAAAAUGUUGGUAUCCACCAGAACUAACAAAGUAUAUUCAUACUCAUCUGAUAUCAACAAUGUUUAUGUGUGGGACAUUAAGACUGGUAUUCUUGAGAGACAAUUUCAAGUUCUUUCAAACCCAAUCUCUGUGGUUAAUUUCUUUAACAAUGGAGCUUUAGUGCUUGGAUUAGAUGGUACUAUUGAAUAUUUACCAGAAGAUGGAACCUCCACUUCCAAAGUGAUUGUUCAGAUUCCAACCCCAAAUAUUGGAACUAAAUUAGUCACUUCUUUCCAUAAUGGAAUUCUUUAUCUUGUUUCAAACUCCCACGCUGUCGGUAUUAGCGCUGCCGGAGAUUUUGAAGUGGUGGUUAAUGUUCCUCAUGCUCUUGGUCAAGUUGAACAAAUGUCAGCUAAUAUCAUUGUUUCAGAAGAACGGAAACUUUUCGUCAUUGAAGAUGGACUCGUUAAAAAUAUGGGUAAAGGUUUAAUUGAAACAGGUAAUGCUUUACUUAUUAGCCCAGAUUAUUUCAUUUACCAUGAAGGUGAUGAAUUAAUGUUUUUCAACGUGAUUGGUACUGCUGCUGAAUUGAUUGAAUUACCAAAAGAAUUGUCCAAUUUGAACAUAAUAUCUAUUGAACAUGUUAGUCCAGCUUUAUCGGACUUUUUGGUGUUUUCCACAUUUGAUGAAAAAUUUGUAAUUGAUAUUACUGGUCUUCUUUCGGAUCAUGAUCCUGCAAGUAUGCAAGUUUACAAAUUCCCACUUGGAUCUUCACCUGUUGAAACUGUUUUCAAUUAUUUGGAUUAUGAUAUUAAUGACAAUCUUACCAUUGUAACUGUCAAAUCACCAAAGAAUACUGGAGAAGAAUUAACCAUCAGUACUUUUUCAUCAAAGACUCAAACAUCCAGAGAAAAUGUAUUCAACUCUGAAAUUUUCGGUUCACUGACUGGUAAGUAUUUGAUAGUAGAUAAACUUCAAUCUGAACGGACAUUGGAUAUUGCCCACCAUUUACUUGAUGAAAAGCAUUCUGGAUUUGAAGGAAGUGUUUUGGGUAAAUGGUUGUCAAGAUCCACUAGACAUUUGUCCGAGUUGGGUAAGUUUAUCUCCACUGCUGUAUUAACCGGGAAGUUACCCAAAUCAGUGGAAUCAAAUGAAGAUGUAUUUGGAUUAGAAAAAUUUGUGAUUUUUUUCAAUUCAAUUGACCAGAAAAUUAUUGGAGUUAGUACUAAGAAUGGUGAAGUUUUAUGGAAAACUUCUAUUAAACCUACUGGGGAUCAUGUUGAUACAGUACAAAUUUCUGAUGAAAAGGCACUUGUUGUUUUCACGAAUGAAGUUUAUGAAUUAAACUUGAGAAAUGGAGAAAUUUCAGAUUCUAAAAAUGAUAUUUCAUCAUUUAAAAUUACCAAUGUAUUGAAAAUAUCUAAUUCAGAUGAUGAUUAUUCAAUUGGAUUGAUUACAGAAGAUAAGAAAAUUCAUUUCAUUGACGAAAACAAGGUAGUACUUGAAGAUGAUAAAUAUUUGGUUGAUGGAAAGAGUGGUACUGGGUAUAAACUUUUAGCAUCACUGAAAUCAUUAGUUCCAAGUUGGUCAUUACCAUUGGAUGGAGAUGAAGUAAUUUUAAAGUUUAGUCAAGUGAAUUAUGAAGAUAAAGCAUCAUCAAUUGGAAUCUCAUUAUUUGAUAAAUCAGUUCUUUACAAGUAUUUGAAUCCAAAUAUUAUUACUAUUAUUACUUCCAACACUGGAAAGGAUUCUAUUGGAUUCUAUAUAUUGGAUGCAAUUACUGGAAGUGUUUUAUACCAUCAUUCACAUCAAGGAGAAAAGAUUGAAACAGAUUCCAUUGAUAUUACCAUGGAUAGUAAUUGGAUCGUUUACACUUAUUUUGCCUUGAAUCCAAGACCGGAACAAAGAAUAGUGGUGAUGGACCUAUUUGAAACAGGUAUUCCAAAUGAAAGAUCCAAUGUAGGUCAAGAAUCUCAAUCGAUCUUUGACGGGUUUAACCAAACUAUUGGAGAGGUUUCUACUAAAUCAUUUAUUUUCCCUGACAGAAUCGAUCAAAUUUCCCAUACAAGAACUAAAUUCGGAAUUACCAUUAAAAAUAUAAUUGCCCUAACUGAUAGUGGUAGCAUUGUACAAAUCCCAAAAUUCAUCUUAAACAGUCGUCGUAUUGCAGACCGAGAAUUUACUGCUCAAGAUGCAGCUUCUGAUUUCAGACUUUCACCAUAUGAACCAGUUAUUUCACAAGGUGGGAAGUAUUACCAUGUAUUAAAUCAUAAACAACAAUUGUUGGUUGGAGAUAAUGCGCAACUUUUAACAAAACCAACUGAAUUAGAAUCCACAUCGGUUGUUUGCGCAUUUGGUGAAUUGGACUGGUUCUGUACUACUGUUCAACCUUCUUUACAGUAUGAUACUUUGGGUGCUAAUUUCGCUAAAUCCAAAUUAUUAAUCACAAUCUUAGCAUUACUUCUUGCAGUUGUUAUCACUAAACCGAUUAUUGCUACAAGAAAAUUAAAUCUGACAUGGAUUGAUAGACCUUAAAACUAUAUAUAUAUAUAUAUAUGUAUAGAGUUGUUGGGAG
Messenger RNA from [Candida] anglica, 2896 nucleotides. Lineage: Eukaryota; Fungi; Ascomycota; Pichiomycetes; Serinales; Debaryomycetaceae. The record is from the annotation of a GenBank genome assembly.